This is a messenger RNA of Pieris napi, 3381 nucleotides long. RefSeq lists its product as uncharacterized. The transcript is spliced from 6 exons. Gene Ontology annotation, cellular component: extracellular region. The record is from RefSeq and is a predicted model, not a curated record. Gene Ontology annotation, molecular function: chitin binding. Lineage: Eukaryota; Metazoa; Arthropoda; Insecta; Lepidoptera; Pieridae. The coding region runs from base 70 to 3381 and encodes 1103 amino acids.
GAUAUCGAAGAAUCACGACAGUUAUAAAUUUUUGUACUUCGUAUUAUCAACAGUUUUGCACGAGAAACUAUGAUAGUGAAAUUACUAAUACUGGGCCUCGUAGGCCUGGCCUACGCUCGGCCGCAGCUGGACUGUCCAUCUGAUGGCAGACAAUACCUGUUGGCACAUGAAUCAGAUUGCGCCAAAUACUACGUGUGUCAGAAUGGAGAAAAACUCGCGACAUCACAGUGUCCCGUCGACACAUAUUUCUCACUGGAAAAUCAGAUAUGCGACCAGCCCAGUCGGGUUUCUUGUGGGCAAAGGGCGCUGACAUCUUCAAUACAAAUGAAUUGUCCAUCGUUUUUCUUCGGUGAUUUUUUCAUUCCGCACGAAUCUGAUUGUUCGAUGUAUUACAAGUGUGAAUCGGGUAGACCCGUCCUGAAGUCAUGUGAACAUGGAGAGCAUUUUAAUCCUUCCGCUUGGCGGUGCACCCUCCCAGAGUUAGCGGGCUGCCAAAUCAAGAAUGAAGCUGAGGUAUCAGACCAAAACGACCAAAACCCAAACCAAGACCAAACAGACGAUAAUGAUAACGAAACCUUCCCAAAUGGUUGUCCCAGGGACUUUCGAAAUGAGAAAUAUUUCCCUCAUCCAGAAUGUAAUAUGUUCUACCAAUGUGUACAUGGAAGCUACGUUUCGAUGCCAUGCGCUCCUGGCACCGAGUUCAGCUAUAGACUCCAGAAAUGCACGUGGCCACACCAAUCUGAUUGUGGUAAUACUGGAGAGAACGAUGAAGGUGAUAUAGAUGGCGAAGACAAAGGUACUGGAGACAGAGGUGGAAACGGAGGAAAUGGUGGAAAUGGUGGAAACGGAGGUAAUGGUGGAAGCGGAGGUAAUGGAGGCGGUGGUGGCAACGGUGGUAAUGGAGGCGGUGGCGGCAAUGGAGGAAACGGAGGCAAUGGUGGAAACGGUGGUAAUGGAGGCGGUGGUGGAAACGGAGGUAAUGGUGGAAGCGGAGGCAAUGGAGGCGGUGGCGGCAAUGGGGGAAACGGAGGCAAUGGUGGAAACGGUGGUAAUGGAGGCGGUGGUGGUAGCGGAGGUAAUGGAGGCGGUGGAGGCAACGGUGGUAAUGGAGGCGGUGGCGGCAAUGGGGGAAACGGAGGCAAUGGUGGAAACGGUGGUAAUGGAGGCGGUGGUGGAAGCGGAGGUAAUGGAGGCGGUGGUGGAAGCGGAGGUAAUGGAGGCGGUGGAGGCAAUGGUGGAAACGGUGAUAAUGAAGACGGUGGAGGCAAUGGUGGAAAUGGAGGAAAUGGUGGAAAUGGAGGUGAUGGAGGCGAUGUUGGAGAUGGUGGAAACGGAGGUGACGGAGGCAAUGGUGGAGAUGGAGGCAAUGGUGGAGAUGGAGGCAAUGGUGGAGAUGGUGGAAAUGGAGGUGACGGAGGCAAUGGUGGCGAUGGUGGAAACGGAGGUGACGGCGGUAACGGUGGAGACGAAGGCAAUGGUGGCGACGGCGGAAACGGAGGCGACGGCGGUAACGGUGGAGAUGGAGGCGACGGCGGUAACGGGGGUGAUGGAGGCAAUGGUGGAGAUGGAGGCAAUGGUGGAGAUGGUGGAAAUGGAGGUGACGGAGGCAAUGGCGGCGAUGGUGGAAACGGGGGUGACGGUGGUAACGGUGGAGAUGGAGGUGACGGCGGUAACGGAGGUGAUGGAGGCAAUGGUGGAGAUGGAGGCGACGGCGGAAAUGGUGGAGAUGGAGGCGACGGCGGAAAUGGUGGAGAUGGAGGCGACGGCGGAAAUGGCGAUGGUGGAAACGGAGGUGACGGCGGUAACGGUGGUGAUGGAGGCAAUGGUGGAGAUGGAGGCGACAGCGGUAACGGAGGUGAUGGAGGCAAUGGUGGAGAUGGUGGAAACGGAGGUGACGGUGGUAACGGUGGAGAUGGAGGUGACGGCGGUAACGGAGGUGAUGGAGGCGACGGCGGUAACGGAGGAGACGGAGGCAAUGGUGGCGACGGCGGAAAUGGUGGCGAUGGUGGAAACGGAGGUGACGGCGGUAAUGGUGGUGAUGGAGGCAAUGGUGGAGAUGGAGGCGACAGCGGUAACGGAGGUGAUGGAGGCAAUGGUGGAGAUGGAGGCGACAGCGGUAACGGAGGUGAUGGAGGCAAUGGUGGAGAUGGAGGCGACGGCGGAAAUGGAGGCGAUGGUGGAGAUGGAGGUGACGGCGGUAACGGAGGUGAUGGAGGCGACGGCGGUAACGGAGGAGACGGAGGCAAUGGUGGCGACGGCGGAAAUGGUGGCGAUGGUGGAAACGGAGGUGACGGCGGUAAUGGUGGUGAUGGAGGCAAUGGUGGAGAUGGAGGCGACAGCGGUAACGGAGGUGAUGGAGGCAAUGGUGGAGAUGGAGGCGACAGCGGUAACGGAGGUGAUGGAGGCAAUGGUGGAGAUGGAGGCGACGGCGGAAAUGGAGGCGAUGGUGGAAACGGAGGCGACGGCGGAAAUGGUGGAGAUGGAGGCGACGGCGGAAAUGGUGGAGAUGGAGGUGACGGAGGCAAUGGUGGAGAUGGAGGCGACGGCGGAAAUGGAGGUGAUGGAGGCAAUGGUGGAGAUGGUGGAAACGGAGGUGACGGUGGUAACGGUGGAGAUGGAGGCGACGGCGGUAACGGGGGUGAUGGAGGCAAUGGUGGAGAUGGAGGCGACGGCGGAAAUGGUGGAGAUGGAGGCGACGGCGGUAACGGAGGUGAUGGAGGCAAUGGUGGAGAUGGAGGCGACGGCGGAAAUGGUGGAGAUGGAGGCGACGGCGGAAAUGGUGGAGAUGGAGGCGACGGCGGAAAUGGUGGAGAUGGAGGCGACGGCGGUAACGGAGGUGAUGGAGGCAAUGGUGGAGAUGGAGGUGAUGGAGGCAAUGGUGGAGAUGGAGGCGACGGCGGAAAUGGUGGAGAUGGAGGUGACGGAGGCAAUGGUGGAGAUGGAGGCGACGGCGGAAAUGGUGGAGAUGGAGGCAAUGGUGGAGAUGGAGGCGACGGCGGAAAUGGUGGAGAUGGAGGUGACGGCGGUGACGGCGGUAACGGAGGGGAUGGAGGCAAUGGUGGAGAUGGUGGUGGCGGCAGUGAAGCUAACAGAUGCAAAGAGAACUGCUAUGUACCGUUCUGGAAACACGAAACUGACUGUGACAAAUUCUGGCGAUGCGUCAAUAAUGAAGUUGUUCUUGGAGUUUGUUCUGAAGGCCUUAGGUUUAAUGAGGAAAAGCAGACCUGUGACUUCGCAUGCAACGUUGAUUGCCAAAGGUCUGAAAUUCAAUCCACUGCUGGCAUUGAUGGCUUAAAGGUUUUCCUUCCAUGGAACAAAGUUGACUCUCUUCUAGAAAUCGCUAGAAAUACUAAGAAAACCGACGACCAUUAUGAAUAUUAA